This is a messenger RNA of Pelagomonas calceolata, 1301 nucleotides long. The record is from the annotation of a GenBank genome assembly. Lineage: Eukaryota; Pelagophyceae; Pelagomonadales; Pelagomonadaceae.
AUGGCGUCGGACGCCGCGCGCAAGGACGCGCGGGAGCGGUCGCUCGGCGGCGCCGCGCUCCGGCUGCUAGCCCUACUGGCGCUCGCCGCGGUCGUCAUUAGGACUCGCGCCGUCCUGGCCGCGGCGCGCGUCGGCGACGCCGUCGGCGCGCGCGCGGAGCGAGUGCGCGCGCUCGAGCACGAGCUCCUCGAGCUCGCGGCGCGCCAGCGCGCGGUCGACGCCGAGCUCGCGGCGGCGGCGCCGGCGGCGCCGGCGUCGGCGCCCGCGGCGCCCGCGGCGCCGCCGGAAGCGAAACCGCGGGCGGCGGCGGCGGCGGCGCCCGCGGCGCGCCCGGCGACGCCCUUCGCGACGACGGCGACGUGGGGCGCCCGGGGCCCGCCGCCCGACGCGUUCUUCGCCACGGACCGCUGCGCGGCGCCGCGGCGCAACGCGAGCGCGGAGGGCAUCUUCUGGUACGACCGGCCCGACGCGGAGGCCUGCGCGCGGGCGCGGAUCUCGCUCCGGGGCGAGGCCGCGUGCCCGGGCGAGGGCGAGCGGCGCGGCCCCGCGAAGCGCCAGAUUCUGGUCACGGGCGUGCAGCGGAGCGGCACGCACUUCACGUGGGAGAUGCUCGCCCGGCUCGGCAUACACGUGCACCACGAGGGCCUCGGGCCCGCGGGGUCCGUGUCGUGGCUGUUCACGUGGAAGGCGGCGACCUACGUCAUCAACAACCCGGCGAGCCUCGACGCGCGGCGCCACCGCUUCUGCGUCGUGUUCCACCAGGUGCGGCACCCGCUCCGCGUCAUCUCGUCGGUGGUCCGGGCGACGCGCGCCCACGACCGCUUCUGGGACUGGCUCUACGGCGUCGAGCCGGGCCUCGACCGGACCGACCCGCCGGUCCGGCGGGCCGCGCGGCUCUGGCUCCUCCAGAACCGGCGGCUCGAGAAAAUCGCGGACGCGCGCUUCCUCGUCGAGGAGACGUCGCCGCGCGCCGUCUGCAGCGCGGCGGGGUUCCCCGACUUCCUCUGCCGGGGCGACGGCCGCCACCACGCCACGUCCUCGAAGGUGGUCCAGCCGAUCCUCGAGCCGCGGCGGCUCGCGCGCAGCGAGGCGCUGCGGGUGCCGUCCAAGGUCCCGGCCGUGUCCUGGGCCGACGUGGAACGCCUCGACGCGGCGCUGGCCGCGGCGUGCCGCGACCUCGCGGCCGCCUACGGGUACGACGCCGACCCGCGGUACCACCCGCAGUCGCUCGACACGACGGCCUUCAAGGCGUGAUGUGUACCCUGUCCUGUUCCGAUGCUAAUCAUAGAGUUGUUAUGGUG